AUGGAGGAAGGUCAUAAUCUGAGUGCAGAACCUCAGUGCAGGUUAAAUCUGAUUAUGAAGGAUAUGGUGCGGAAAGUGGUCAUUAAGUUGCUUGAUGCAGGAAUUGUGUACCCCAUCUCUAACAGCAAGGUGCUUGCAAGAUGUGAAGAAACUUAUCUUGUCCUAAACUGGGGAAAAUGCCAUUUUCUAGUGAAGGUGGGGAUUUUGUUUGGCAAUAAGGUUUCUAAGAAAGGGCUCAAAGUUGAUUGUGCCAAGGUAGAGAAGGUGAUUGAGAAGCCUCCCCCUACAGUCUCUGUAAAAGGGAUGACAAAAUUUCCUUGGUCACACUAG
This is a messenger RNA of Solanum dulcamara, 330 nucleotides long. RefSeq lists its product as uncharacterized. The record is from RefSeq and is a predicted model, not a curated record. The transcript is spliced from 2 exons. Bases 1 to 330 code for a protein of 109 amino acids. NCBI's taxonomy places the organism in Eukaryota, Viridiplantae, Streptophyta, Magnoliopsida, Solanales, Solanaceae.